Closterium sp. NIES-67 is the source of this 2463-nucleotide messenger RNA. Lineage: Eukaryota; Viridiplantae; Streptophyta; Zygnematophyceae; Desmidiales; Closteriaceae. The record is from the annotation of a GenBank genome assembly.
GAGGCUUCCAUUCGUCCACCCCAGCGGGCCAUUGUCAAAAGGACGUCUCUAGCAUCCUCCUCAGUACAAUCCCUCUCCCGUUCGACGACUCCGCGGCAUCAGCGCCGGCAGUAGAAAUAGAGUGAUCGAUCGACCGACGCAAUUGUUGCAGUCCUUUGACGGACUUCAACUUUGAGGAGACUUCAACUUGAAGUUAUCGCCCGCGUUAUUCCCAAGGUGAGGCCGACUAUUUUUCGCCUCCAACGACAACGACGUUGAGUGGACUUGCGGAGUGACGAGUGAAUUUGUAGUUUUCUGGCGCCUCAAAACGGCUAGAAUUGGCGACGUUGAGUGAACAUGCGGUGUAAAUUUCGAGCCACGAUUCAAGUUGGAAGCAUCCAGAUCUCAGAGGCUCGCUGGCUUGCCGUACUGUUAUCGCGUACUUGAUACCUCGUGUAGCACUGCCGCCGUGUGGCAGAACUCAGUACGCGCGUCUCACGUCUGGACUCAGUUCAGUACGCGCGUCUCGCGUCUGCACUCAGCACUCAGCACGCGCGUCUCGCGUCUGCACUCAGCACUCAGCACGCGCGUCUCGCGUCUGCACUCAGCACUCAGCACGCGAGGCUCGGGUCCACGGUGACAUAUCCGCCACGAUGCGACUUCCCCCUCCGCUUGGCGCUUCUAACGCGGCGCGCGCUGCUCAUCAUCCCGCAGCGGCUUUGUUUUUUCAGGACUCCUCCCGUUACUGUCACAUCCGUCAGAGUCUCUGCCCCGUUCGCCCCCCCGGGCCGCUGGCUGCAGGCGGCGUAUCGCAAUCAUCCCGCGGCCAGCGGCGGCAGACUUCGCUCACCACGAGAGGAAAUUCUGCCGGCUUUGAUUCUCUCGGGCUUCAGUCAACGCGGUCAACGUGGUCAACUCCGUCAGCGCAUUCAGCACAAGCUCAGAUUCAGAGCGACGAAAUCGUCAUCAUGAGGAUCGCGGUGGUGGGCGGCACGGGGAACGUGGGGUCGAAGCUGGCCCACAUGCUGUGCGCGGCUGGGCAUGACGUGGUGCUGACGUCACGCCACCCUGGCGAUGACAAGACCGCCAAGGCGCUAGCGUAUGUGAGGGAGGGGGGCAAGGGAGCAGCAACAGCGGCAGGAGUGGAGGAGGCAGUAGCGGGGGCUGAUGCUGUCAUCAUUGCCACUCCUGGAUAUGCGACAGCAGAGGAGUGGAGCAAGGUUGUUGCCCCCUGGGGCUCGUAUGCCGGGGUGGUGUUAGACGCUUCCAACCCCCUGACUGCGUGGCCGGCGUUGGACAUCAGCGCGGAUCAGAACAGCACCAGCGGCGCAGAGGAGCUCAAAAAGGCCCUCCCCCACGCGCACGUGUACAAGGCGUUCAACACCCUCGGAGCGGAGCUGAUGGUCGAUCCAACCCUGGGAGGCAAGCAGAUCGCCAUGCUCUUUGCUGGAUCGGAGGACCCUGCUGCCAAGGAUGUUGCCACUAAGAUCAUCUCAGCCGUUGGAUUCCGCCCUGAGUACGUGGGCCCUCUGCGCUACGCGCGCAAUCUGGAGAGCCUGGCGGAGCUCUGGAUCCACCUGGCGCUCAAGCAGGGCUGGCCGCGGGCGGGGUUCGCUUUUGAUAUCCAGAAGGCAUAGGGCGAAUUGGGGGUUUAAGGGGGAGGAAGGGAGGAUGUGUGUGGGUGCUCGCAACCUGGAGAGCCUGGCGGAGCUCUGGAUCCACCUGGCGCUCAAGCAGGGCUGGCCGCGGGCGGGGUUCGCUUUUGAUAUCCAGAAGGCAUAGGGCGAAUUGGGGGUUUAAGGGGGAGGAAGGGAGGAUGUGUGUGGGUGCUAGCAACCUGGAGAGCCUGGCGGAGCUCUGGAUCCACCUGGCGCUCAAGCAGGGCUGGCCGCGGGCGGGGUUCGCUUUUGAUAUCCAGAAGGCAUAGGGCGAAUUGGGGGUUUAAGGGGGAGGAAGGGAGGAUGUGUGUGGGUGCUAGCAACCUGGAGAGCCUGGCGGAGCUCUGGAUCCACCUGGCGCUCAAGCAGGGGUGGCCGUGUGAAGGCUUUGUGCUCGAAAUUCAGAAGGCUUAGGCUGGGCUAAGAGUGUAUUCCUACGCCAUGGUAUUUAGUACCAGAAUAGAGAAUCCCAUACUUGAACACCGUGCUGUAUUUGCCGAUUUGCAGGAUGGUGUUCAGUACCAGUGUGGUUCGCAAGCGUGGGCACGACCACGAAACGUGCGAAACAAACGUGGAUGGUGAGCGAUGUCGCCAGGCCAAACGAAGAGUGCGCAUCACUGCCCAGAAAGCCUAAUGUGCAGCCCAAACACGUGCGCGGCGUCAGAAGCCCUCGCCAGGCGGAUGGCGCUCCCACCAAUAGCUGCUCGCCUGCCACCCUGACAUCCAGACGCAAUGCACCUAGCGAGCCAUGUGAGAGCGAGCACAAAACCCGAACAUAUGCCAAAUUUUGUCGCAAACACCACAGACGUAUUUCCAGCCAACCCAA